Molecule: messenger RNA, 558 nt
Organism: Iphiclides podalirius (scarce swallowtail)
Lineage: Eukaryota; Metazoa; Arthropoda; Insecta; Lepidoptera; Papilionidae
Source: the annotation of a GenBank genome assembly
AUGUUCCGAGAGUUCGGCGUGUUGUGGCACCGCGCGGUCUGGAACGUGCAAGCUCUCGUGUCGUCAUGUGUCCCCGGGAAGUUGUGCCGUAUUGCAUUGCGGGCGGUGCUGCGGCGCGGCGUGACGUCACGUCUCCGCUCCGGGGUACAAGCGAGGGGAAGGGAGCGUGGCCUAUUUAUCCCGGGGAAGCGUAAAAACUGGGACCCGAGCGGAUUUUCGGACGUGUCCAUAAUUAUGGGUGAAGCGUCACUUGAAACCUUCUGCUGGUACACCAAUCGCCGGUGGGUGGAAGAAUUAUUAACAGCUCACGGACACGAAGUAUUAAGGUUGCCGCCUUACCAUUGCGACCUAAACCCGGUGGAGAAAAUCUGGAGCCUUGUAAAAAGAAAGGUGGCGGAUAAGAAUGUGGAACAAGAUCCAAAAGAAAUUGUAAAAUCAACUGUAGAGGCAUUUGAGUCUAUUACGGCGGAAGAUUGGACAGCUCAGUGCACGCAUGUCGAACAUUUAGAGGAGGAGUAUUUAAAAAUGACGGCCUUAUGGAUGAAGAGAUGGACCGAA